AUGUGUGUAGCCACAGCAUCAUUGAAUGCAACAAGUAGCUUCGCAGGUGUUGAAAAACAAAAUAAUAAUAAUAUCAGAACACUUAGCCCUGAAUUAGCUAAAACAGCACAAGAAGAACUCGGUGAGAAUCCUGAUCGGUUACAAAAGGACAUCAACGAACUUCGUAGCGGGCUAGAAAGUCAACCUCAUCUGAUUUCUGGAAAAGAUGAUCAAUUCUUGGAGACGAGACUAAAGAGAGAAUUGAUGCUUUUCUCACAUGUAAAUCGUCCUAUCCUGAGCUUUUUAAAACCCGAGCUAUUGAUUGAUCUAUCUAUUUUGGAUAUUUUGAAAUGCGGAAUGAACAAUAUUCCACCGAAUCCAUUGCCAGGAAAUGGUAGAAGAUUGUUGCACAGCUCUCCUAAUCGAUAUACUAGCAUUCGCUGA
Messenger RNA from Episyrphus balteatus (marmalade hoverfly), 423 nucleotides. RefSeq lists its product as uncharacterized. The transcript has 3 exons. Bases 1 to 423 code for a protein of 140 amino acids. Lineage: Eukaryota; Metazoa; Arthropoda; Insecta; Diptera; Syrphidae. The record is from RefSeq and is a predicted model, not a curated record.